Echinops telfairi (small Madagascar hedgehog) is the source of this 830-nucleotide messenger RNA. It is a transcript of the gene PEBP4, whose product is annotated as phosphatidylethanolamine binding protein 4. The transcript has 7 exons. NCBI's taxonomy places the organism in Eukaryota, Metazoa, Chordata, Mammalia, Afrosoricida, Tenrecidae. The record is from RefSeq and is a predicted model, not a curated record.
UCCGGUUUGGAGAGGGCCCAACUCCGCCCCAGGUGUCAAUGAGCUCAACAAUGAAGCUGCCCACAGCAGCCGUGCUCCUGGGGCUACUCAUGGUCACCACACAGCAGGAACGAAAAAAAACGUGUGUGCCCAAGGCCCUCUCCAACACUGAUAUCCUCUUGUGCAACGGCCUUGAAGUUUUGUACCCAGAGCUCGGGAACAUCAGCUGCAGGUAUGUCCCCGACUGCAGCAACUACAGACAGAAGAUCACCUACUGGCUCCAGCCCAUCGUCAGGUUCCAGGGAGCCUUAGAGGAUGCAACCUACACCCUGAUCAUGGUGGACCCCGACGCUCCCAGCAGGUCUUCUCCCACAGCUCGCUUCUGGAGACAUUGGCUGGUAACAGAUAUCACCGGUACGGACUUGAAGAAAGGACAGAUUCAGGGCCAGGAGCUGUCAUCCUACCAUCCGCCGUCCCCACCAGCACAUACUGGCUUCCACCGCUACCAGUUCUUCAUCUACCUCCAAGGAAGAAAGCCCAUCUCUCUCCUGCCCAAAGAAAAUAAGACCUGAGGCUCUUGGAAUCUGAAAAAAUUUCUGCACCGCUUCCACUUCAGUGAACCCGAAGCAUCCACGCAGUUCUUGACCCAAAAUUACCAUGACUCUCGGCGCCCCAAAUCUUCUGGAGGAAGCAGGAGUGGGCACAAGGACAAGCCCUAGCUGGGAUAACUGGAUGCUGAGCCUUGGGCUCUGUCUUCCAGGCGUGUGCUCACCUUGGCACCUGCAGUGGGCUAGCCCCUGGGAAUGCAGCCCCUUAUCUUCCCAAACAACUAAAGAGAACAAGAUCACCCA